Messenger RNA from Dreissena polymorpha, 1107 nucleotides. RefSeq lists its product as uncharacterized. The record is from RefSeq and is a predicted model, not a curated record. The coding region runs from base 209 to 754 and encodes 181 amino acids. The transcript is spliced from 4 exons. NCBI's taxonomy places the organism in Eukaryota, Metazoa, Mollusca, Bivalvia, Myida, Dreissenidae.
UGAAGGGCAUCUUAAUUUAGGCCUAUACCAUAAAAGCAAAUUUAAAGUUGAUUUAAACCUACGCGUUAACAAAUAUUGGCCUUGUAUUUACACUUUACUUUCGGCUUUACAUCUCAGUUUCAAAUUGAUCUCUGGUUGAGGGACUGAUCGUGAGCAUAGUGGUGUGUAACCCAGUGUUUUAUUUUGAAGAAAUCGAGGAUAUUCCAGUAUGGCACGUGGCAACGGAGAUGUUGAGGCGGUAAUCAGUGCUGCAAUGAUAUGUUGCGGCCUGGUCAUCGUCGUGAUCCUGGGACUGGGAUUGGGCAUUGCCAAGAUAGUCAUGGGUGCCGUACACUUGCAUGACUGUCCGCUGAAGAACAUGAUACCUGUUUGGCUGAUCGUGAGUGGUGUGGCCCCAGUCUUUUUUUGUUGCUCUGGAAGGUGCAACAUUGAUGAAUCGGGUGAGAAAAGCGGAGUUGGCUGCGCAAUGAUCCUCGGUAUCAUCAGGCUACUGUUCAACCUGGCUUGGCUUAUCUGUGGAACUGUCUGGAUUUAUCCGAACGUUGGAAAGAUGAACGCCGAUGAUUUCAUUCCAUGCACCAAGAACAUCACUACCGGAUGCACGAACGAUUGUCAUCGACCCCUGUUAAACUUCUCGGUCGCCAUGGUUACGAUGGACUGGAUCUUUUUUGUCCUCUGGUCUGUGUUAAUCGGUUGUACGAUACGCGCUGCAUGUGCCUUACGCAACAAAGAAGGCAACAGCAUACGUUCCUAGAUUAACACUUAACUUUGGUUUGUGUAAGUAUCUACAAAUAAUACUAGUUUAGUUAUGAAUUUUAUUUAACCAGGCCUAGAUGCUUAGAACAAACAACCAUACCUGUAUUAAAUAUACUUUGAUAUUCGAUGUAUCCCAUCAUGUUUAAUUUUUUUAAUUUUUUUAUUUUAUACAUACAUAAAUGAAAAUGGUUGAAAAAAAAACACACAAUUUAACACAUCAAAAGACGUCAUGAUAAUACAAAAAUAACGUCAAUUAUUAUGUCGUUUAUGUCAAGCAUUGCGUGUGUUAUACUAAAUAAUAAAUUGGGUUGAUGUUCGAACAUUUGUAACAACUUAAUAGGACAAAACAUG